Vicia villosa (hairy vetch) is the source of this 3123-nucleotide messenger RNA. RefSeq lists its product as uncharacterized. Gene Ontology annotation, molecular function: nucleic acid binding; aspartic-type endopeptidase activity; zinc ion binding. The annotation marks the transcript as partial. NCBI's taxonomy places the organism in Eukaryota, Viridiplantae, Streptophyta, Magnoliopsida, Fabales, Fabaceae. The transcript has 8 exons. Gene Ontology annotation, biological process: proteolysis. The record is from RefSeq and is a predicted model, not a curated record.
AUGAAUUGUAUUGAUGCGAAGAAGGUGCAGUUUGGUACACACAUGCUCGAGAAGGAAGCCGAAGAUUGGUGGGGUAACACUGCUCAGAGAUUUGAUGAAGAAAAGGAUGUCCAUGGAAAGAAAAAGGGGGAAUUUAUUGAGUUGACGAAAGGUAAUGGUACCAUAGCGGAGUAUGCUGCGAGAUUCCAAGAGUUGAUUAAGUAUCAUCCCCAUUACAAUACUAUGAAUGCUGAGAGUAAGGAGAGUAGUUCCUACUACAAGUCUUUGAAUGAUAAGAAAGGCAAAGGGCAAUUCCGUGGGAAUCCGUAUGUUGACAAGAAGAAGCAAUCUGGUUAUGGCAAGAAGUCGAGUGGGGGAGGAGCUUCUACUCCAGUUAAGUGUUUCAAAUGUGGUAUGGAAGGACAUCGUGUUGUUGAUUGUUCCAAGGUUGAAGUGACAUGUUUCAAGUGUGGCAAGGCUAGUUACAAGGCAAACAAGUGUGGAGUUGGUUCGAGUGUGACUUGCUACCAUUGCGGUGAGCAAGGGCACAUUAGUACCAAGUGUGACAAACCAAAGAAGGAGCAAGCGAAAGGGAAGGUGUUUGCAUUGUUUGGUGCCAAGACCACUACUAAUGAUAGGCUAAUCCGAGGUACGGGCUUUAUUAAUGGUACACCUUUGAUUGCUAUUAUAGAUACCGGUGCAACAUAUUCUUUCAUUUAUUUGGAGUGUGCCAUGAGAUUCGAUCUUGUUUUAUCUGAUAUGCGUAGAAGUAUGGAGGAUGUGUUUUUAUCUGCUAAGCAAGUGGAUGAAUCUGUGAAAGAUGGUGCUGAGUUGUUUAUGUUGUUGGCAAAUUUGGGUGUUCAUGAGAAGAGGAAAAUUGAAGAAUUACCAAUAGUUUGUGAUUUUGCGGAGAUUCGUGUGAAGGCGGAGAAUAUUCAUAAAACUGCUUUUAGAACGAGCUAUAGACAAUAUGAGUAUUCAAUGAUGCCGUUCAGUGUGACUAAUGCACCAGGUGUAUUCAUGGAGUAUAUGAAUAGGAUCUUUCAUGAUUAUCUUGAUAAAUUUGUGGUUGUGUUUAUCGAUGAUAUUUUGAUUUAUUCCAACAGUGAAGACGAUCAUGUUGGGCAUUUGAGAAUUGUGUUAUCGGAGCUUAAGAGAAGAUUCACAACUACUCCUAUUUUGAUUCUGUCGGAUCCGUUGGAACCGUUUGUUGUGUAUUGUGAUGCUUCUUUGAUGGGUUUGGGAGAUGUGUUGAUGCAAAAAGGACAAGUGGUAGCUUAUGCUUCAAGGAAACUUAAAGUGCACAAGUGGAAUUAUCCAACGCAUGAUUUAGAGUUGGCUGCUCUAUGUUUGGUUCCCAGUGUACAAAUACCUGCUAAAUUCAAGGUCCCUGACUUUGAGAAGUACAAAGGUAGUUCUUGUCCACAAAGUCAUCUCGUGAUGUAUGCCAGAAAGAUGUCUACUUAUGCAGAUAAUCAUCAGUUGCUUAUCCAUUACUUUCAAGACAGUUUGACUGGUGCCGCACUGAAGUGGUACACAGGCUUGGAUAGCACUAAUAUUCGAACAUUCAAUGACCUAGGUGAGGCCUUUGUCCGACAAUACAAGUAUAACUCGGAUAUGGCUCCAGACAGAGAUCAGCUUCGGUCCAUGGCUCAGAAAGAUCAUGAAGCUUUCAAAGAGUAUGCCCAACGAUGGAGAGAAACUGCUGCUCAGAUUAAUCCACCGUUAAAAGAGAAAGAGAUGACAAAGAUCUUCUUGAAUACUCUCAGUCCGUUUUAUUAUGAACGCAUGAUUGCUAGUGCUCCAAGUGAUUUCACCGAAAUGGUAAACAUGGGGAUGCGUCUAGAAGAAGGAGUCCGAACCGGACGUCUGACUAAAGAAGGUGGAUCUUCGAGUGGAACCAAAAAGUUCGGAAGUGGUUUCCCAAAGAAGAAAGAACAAAGUGUUGACAUGGUAUCCCAAGGGAAGAUCAUUUGUCUACCUGGACCUGUUCCUUAUGACUCUGACAAGGCAGUUCCAUACAACUACAAUGCAACAAUGAUAAAGGAUGGACAAGAAGUUCCUUUACCAACUCUCUCAUCUGUCGUAAACAUCGCUGAUGUGAGUCGAGUAACAAGAAGUGGACGUGUGUAUACUCCACUACCUCCAAAGCAGCCUGUUGCUCCUGCAACCGGACAAAAUCCUGUCAAUACACCAGUGGGGAAUCCUGUGGAAACUCCUGUCAGUAAUACAAACACUGAUGUUGGUCAAUCCAGUGGAACCAAUGUCAAUCCAGACUUUGAUGAAAUUUUGAAGCUUAUCAAAAGAAGUGAAUACAAGAUUGUGGAUCAGCUUAUGCAGACUCCUUCAAAAAUCUCAAUACUUUCAUUGCUUUUAAACUCAGAAGCCCACAGGGAAGCCCUGAUGAAGGUCUUGGAUCAAGCUUUUGUAGAUCAUGAUGUGACUGUUGAUCACUUUGAUGGGAUAAUAGCCAACAUAACAGCUUGUAACAAUUUAAGCUUCUGUGAUGAAGAACUCCCCGAGGAGGGUAAAAAUCACAAUCUUGCUUUGCACAUUUCUAUGAACUGUCAGUCAGACUCUUUGUCCAAUGUGUUGGUAGACACCGGAUCUUCCUUGAAUGUGAUGCCAAAGACGACUCUUGCUCGCUUGUCUUACCAAGGAAUGCCUAUGAAGUUCAGUGGUGUAGUAGUCAAAGCAUUUGAUGGAUCGCGAAAAUCUGUUAUCGGCGAAGUCAACCUUCCCAUGACAAUUGGUCCACAUACAUUUCAAAUCACCUUCCAGGUCAUGGACAUUCAAGCUGCUUAUAGCUGUCUGUUAGGACGACCAUGGAUCCAUGAAGCAGGGGCAGUAACUUCUACGCUCCAUCAAAAGUUAAAAUUUGUAACAAAUGGAAAAUUGGUAACAAUAAGUGGAGAACAAGCCUUGAUGGUGAGCCAUUUAUCCAAUUUCUCUUUCAUCGGUGCUGAUGAUGUGGAAGGAACUCAGUUCCAAGGUCUCUCUUUAGAAGACGAAUCUUCCAAGAAGAAAGCAUCGAUCUCUUCUUACAAAGAGGCAGUAAAAGUAGUGAAAGAUGGAACUACCACUGGCUGGGGGCAAGUUGUGAUCCCGACCAAGAAUGAAACUAGAGCAGGACUCGGAUGUUCA